GCGGCGGCCGGCGGCGGCGGUCGCCAUGGCCUACCAGGGCCUGGCGCAGGAGUACCUGGGCAUGCCGGCCGUGACGCGCGCCUACACCACGGCCUGCGUGCUCACCACGGCCGCCGUGCAGCUGGAGCUCAUCACCCCCUUCCAGCUGUACUUCAACCCCGAGCUCAUCUUCAGGAGGUUCCAGAUAUGGAGGCUGAUCACCAACUUCCUCUUUUUUGGGCCCCUGGGAUUCAGUUUCUUUUUCAACAUGAUAUUUCUGUACAGGUACUGCCGCAUGCUAGAAGAAGGCUCCUUCCGAGGAAGGACAGCUGACUUUGUCUUCAUGUUCCUCUUCGGAGGAUUUCUCAUGACACUGUUUGGCCUCUUUGCCAGCCUGUUUUUCUUGGGCCAGGCUUUCACCAUCAUGCUGGUGUACGUGUGGAGCCGCAGGAACCCCUACAUCCGCAUGAACUUCUUCGGGCUCCUGAACUUCCAGGCUCCAUUUUUGCCUUGGGUCCUCAUGGGCUUCUCCCUGCUCCUGGGUAAUUCCAUCAUCAUCGACUUGCUGGGGAUUGCAGUGGGUCAUAUCUACUACUUCCUGGAGGAUGUCUUCCCCAACCAGCCAGGAGGAAAGAAGCUGCUGUUGACACCAGGCUUCCUGAAGAUGGUAUUUGACACACCUGAAGAGGAUCCCAAUUAUAACCCUCUCCCUGAGGAUCAGCCAGAAAACCAUCCUGGAGCCCAAGACCAGAACCAGCAGCAGCCACAAUAACACAAAGGACUUUUCCAUGUGACCAGAUUCUUCUCUUCCCACUGGACUUACGUGGUGCCCCAGCGGUCCUACUGGAAUAACACCAGUUGCCAUUCUCAUGUGUGAUGUUUCACUGUCUGUAUGGGUAACACAUCUUCCUCUUGUGUCAGGUGGUUCCACAGAGCUUUGCACGUGAAAACUGGUGAAUGUUUUGGCAAGGUGUUCUAGAGACAGGGCUGGAAGCUCUGGGAUGUUCCUCCCUUACCCAGCAGGGAGUAAGUUUCGAGUGGGGCCUUAAAUGGCUUGCUUCGUUCCGUGCUGUUACUGACUCUCACUGCACCGUGUGGAUUCUGCUGUUUGUGCAUGGACUAAUGGUCCCUUUACAGUGCUGGGAGGGAUCACGGUGGGCUUUCAGUCAGCUAGUAUGUCCUGGCAUGGUACAGGCACAACUGGAUCUCCCCAACAAAAACUGACCCUAGCAGAAUGCAGUUGAGCCUGUGUCUUUCCUCUAAACCCCACUCCCACCCCUUUUUGUUUCCAAAGAGUCUUUAUAUUAAAAUCUUUA
Nothoprocta perdicaria is the source of this 1295-nucleotide messenger RNA. RefSeq names its product derlin-2-like. Bases 26 to 751 code for a protein of 241 amino acids. Gene Ontology annotation, molecular function: misfolded protein binding; ubiquitin-specific protease binding. The transcript is spliced from 7 exons. The record is from RefSeq and is a predicted model, not a curated record. Gene Ontology annotation, cellular component: endoplasmic reticulum membrane; Hrd1p ubiquitin ligase ERAD-L complex. Lineage: Eukaryota; Metazoa; Chordata; Aves; Tinamiformes; Tinamidae. Gene Ontology annotation, biological process: endoplasmic reticulum unfolded protein response.